Molecule: messenger RNA, 1307 nt
Organism: Quercus lobata
Lineage: Eukaryota; Viridiplantae; Streptophyta; Magnoliopsida; Fagales; Fagaceae
Exons: 9
Coding region: 204-1124 (306 amino acids)
Biological process (GO): intracellular monoatomic cation homeostasis
Cellular component (GO): mitochondrial inner membrane
Source: RefSeq, a predicted model, not a curated record
GCUAGAAUUUUGGAUUGGGUUGGCUCAGAAAAGACUUUCAGUAGCAUUCCUGAAAGAAAAUAUGUUUUCCGGCAGGCAAAUCUGCUACAAGGCCUUAAAUAAGGAUACUUUAGGAGGUCCAAUACCUUUCCUGCAGCUACUUGGAGGGUGGUAGCCUUUUCAUUUACCCAGAACUUUCUUCCAUAUCAGUGUAUCAACUCUUCAUGGAGGUAGUAAUUGAUGAAAUUGGAUGGCUUGAUUUUUACGCUGCAUUUUCUUACAUGUGCAAUCAAGAGAGAAGAAGAUCCAAACAGUAUCCCAUCCAAGCAGAGAAAGAGAUAAUUUUAACUACAGUUUUUACUGUAUGCUAUGAUGUUUUCUCUGCGUUUGCUCACUUCAGCCAUUCGACUCUAUUGCCACUGGACACAAAUUUGCUAGAAUUCUUGCUACGGAGUCAGAGCCUGUUAACUGUCUGUUUGGAAGACUACUGGGCAGCUUAUGAUAAGCCAUGCAGUGAAUCCCUAAAGUUUUCAGAAACAGGUUCCUCUGAUGCCACUUCAUUUUUACGAUCAAGGGGAACAAUUAAGUCAUCUGUCGUCUUGGGAGCACAACAAAAUCAAAAUGACUUAAGGGCACGGGGAUGCACAGAGAAUGACACUCAACAUGGAUCUAAACUGAAAAAGCUGGAUACCAUAUCAGCUGGGUUUGUGGAGGGAGCCUGUGCUGCUAAGUCAAUUCCUCAGCAUGAGAGUUUAAUUAGGAAAUACAGUAUCAAGUUGGCAUCUGCAAGCUCUGAUAUCUGGAUGGGUACACAAUUGCUUUUCACAGACAUCAGGGUUGCUGCAGAGCUACUUGUAAAUCAAUUACGUGGUUACCAGGUUGCAGAGAGGGAAAGAAAGAAGUUAAAAAAAACUUUAAAUGACAUUUCUUCACUUAUCCCAGUAACAAUUCUAAUGCUACUUCCUGUAUCUGCUAUAGGUCACGCAGCCAUUCUAGCAGCAAUCAAAAAGUACAUACCAUUCUUGAUUCCUUCUCCAUAUUCUUCUGAGCGAUUGGAUGUUGUGAAACAACUAAAUAGAACUAAGAAGAUGGAAGUUCAGUCAUGGAGCAACCUUGAAGAUCCAUCCUCUAGAAUACCAAAGUAAUUUUUUCAUGGGAUCUUGUUGUCUAAAUGUUGCUUAACAGCUCCUUAUACUAACCUUGUUGCACAAUCAGUACAUUGAUGGAUGCAUACAUACAUACGUUGAGACAGAAUGUAUAAGUAGACAAACUAUUUACUUAUCAAAGAACCAAAGUAGUUUGACAAACACAUUUUCUGUUGAUUUAUG